GGUCGAGGAUGCUGAUGCAUCUGAGAAAAGCGUAAAUGAAGAAAAUGGGGAAGUAUCAGAGGCAGACCAACCUCAGAACAAGCACAGCCGACAUAAAAAAAAGAAACACAAACACCGAAGUAAACACAAGAAACAUAAACAUUCUUCAGAAGAAGAUAAGGACAAAAAACAUAAACACAGACACAAACAUAAGAAACAUAAACGGAAAGAGGUAGCUGAUACCUCUGACAAGGAAGAUGGACCAGCUAAAAGAACUAAAAUUGAUUUUUUAGCUCCUCUAGAAGACUUGGAGAAACAAAGAGCAUUAUUGAAAGCUGAACUUGAAAAUGAAUUAAUGGAAGGAAAAGUCCAGUCUGGAAUGGGAUUAAUAUUACAAGGUUACGAGUCAGGAUCUGAAGAAGAGGGGGAGAUAAAUGAAAAAGCGCGAAAUGGAACAAGACCUGCAGCUAAGUCAAACACUAAGGGGAAACUAGAACCUGUGGACAAUAAAACUAGUUCCAAGAAAGGAAGUAAGAGUGAAUCAAAAGAAAGGACUAGGCACAGAUCUGACAAAAAGAAAAGCAAAGCGGGAGUUGAUGGAAUCAAAGAGAAGACAGCUAGAAGCAAGUCAAAAGAGAGGAGGAAAUCCAAAAGCCCUUAUAAGAGAAGUAAGUCUCAAGAUCAGACAAGGAAAUCUAGGUCUCCAAUGCUUAAAAGGCGAUCGCAGGAGAAAAACAGAAAGUCUAAAUCUCCCCCAGAGGAUAGAAAUAAGGCUGAUGAUAAAAGUAAAUCAAGAGAUCGCAGAAAGUCUCCAGUUGUAAAUGAAAACAAAAGCAGAGAUCGUGGCAGAAAGUCUAAAUCUCCAACAGAACUAAGAAGCAAAUCCAAAGAUAGAAGAUCACGGUCCAAAGAUAGAAAACCUAGGAGAUCAGAGACUGAUAAAGAAAAAAAGCCAAUUAAAUCUCCCUCUAAAGAUGCUUCUUCAGGAAAAGAAAACAGGUCCCCUAGACGGCCUGGCCGUAGCCCAAAAGGAAGGAGCUUAUCUCCCAAACAACGUGAAAAGUCAAGAAGAAGCAGAUCCCCUCUCUUUAACGAUCGUAGAUCUAAACAGAGUAAAUCCCCUUCUCGAACUCGGUCUCCAGUUAGAAGAGUGAGGAGUAGAUCGGCAGAAAGGAAAAGAAGAGAAUCCGAAAGGAGGCGUCUGUCUUCUCCUAGAACGCGGACCAGGGAUGAUAUUUUGUCUAGACGUGAAAGAUCGAAAGAUGUUAGCCCACCCAGUAGAUGGUCCCCAUCCAGAAGGAGGUCUCGGUCACCCAUUAGAAGGAGGUCUCGGUCCCCGCUUCGGCGUAGCCGAUCUCCAAGAAGGCGGAGUAGGUCUCCUCGGAGGAGGGAUAGAGGCCGAAGAAGUAGAUCUCGUCUUCGAAGGAGGUCCAGGUCACGUGGUGGCCAUAGACGUAGGAGCAGAAGCAAAGUUAAAGAAGACAAAUUUAAAGGUAGUCUUUCUGAGGGUAUGAAAGCUGAACAGGAGUCUUCAUCGGAUGAAAAUCUUGAAGACUUUGAUUUGGAAGAAGAGGAUGAGGAAGCAGAGAUAAGACAAAGAAGAUUACAGCGGCAAGCAAUUGUUCAGAAAUACAAAGGCCAGACAGAAGACAGCAAUAUAUCUGUACCGUCUGAACCAAGCAGUCCUCAGAGCAGUACCCGUAGUCGAUCAAAUUCGCCAGAUGACAUCCUAGAAAGAGUAGCUGCUGAUGUUAAGGAGUACGAACGGGAAAACGUGGACACGUUUGAGGCAUCAGUAAAAGCCAAGCACAACCUCAUGACAGUUGAACAGAACAACGGUUCAGCUCAGAAGAAACUGCUAGCUCCUGAUAUGUUCACAGAAUCAGAUGAUAUGUUCGCUGCAUACUUUGAUAGUGCUCGUCUAAGGGCUGCUGGGUUUGGAAAAGACUUCAAAGAAAACCCCAAUCUCAGGGAUAACUGGACAGAUGCAGAAGGCUACUACCGUGUUAAUAUAGGUGAAGUUCUAGAUAAACGUUACAAUGUCUAUGGUUACACUGGUCAGGGAGUCUUCAGUAACGUAGUACGAGCCAGGGACAUGGCAAGAGCAAACCAAGAAGUAGCGGUUAAAAUCAUCAGGAAUAAUGAACUUAUGCAAAAAACUGGCCUUAAAGAACUGGAAUUUUUGAAGAAGCUCAAUGAUGCAGAUCCCGAUGAUAAGUUUCAUUGUCUACGGUUGUUCAGGCAUUUCUACCAUAAACAACAUCUCUGUCUGGUAUUUGAGCCACUCAGUAUGAAUUUGCGAGAGGUGUUGAAGAAGUAUGGGAAAGAUGUUGGGCUCCAUAUUAAAGCUGUGCGUUCCUACAGCCAGCAGUUGUUCCUGGCUUUAAAACUCCUUAAAAGAUGCAAUAUUCUACACGCAGAUAUUAAACCAGAUAAUAUUUUGGUGAACGAGUCUAAAACGAUAUUAAAGCUUUGUGAUUUUGGAUCAGCUUCUCAUGUUGCAGAUAAUGACAUCACGCCGUAUCUAGUUAGUAGAUUUUAUCGAGCUCCAGAAAUCAUUAUAGGAAAAGUCUAUGACUAUGGUAUAGAUAUGUGGUCUGUAGGCUGCACGUUAUAUGAGCUUUAUACAGGAAAAAUCCUCUUUCCUGGCAAAACCAAUAAUCAUAUGUUGAAACUAGCCAUGGAUCUCAAAGGAAAGAUGCCAAACAAGAUGAUUCGAAAAGGUGUGUUCAAAGAUCAGCACUUUGAUCAAAAUCUCAACUUUAUGUAUAUAGAAGUAGAUAAAGUGACAGAAAGGGAGAAAGUUACUGUCAUGAGCACCAUUAAUCCAACCAAGGACCUAUUAGCAGACUUGAUUGGGUGCCAACGACUCCCUGAAGACCAGCGUAAAAAAGUGCACCAGCUAAAGGACUUGUUGGACCAGAUUCUAAUGUUGGAUCCGGCUAAACGGAUUAGCAUCAACCAGGCUCUGCAGCACGCCUUCAUCCAGGAAAAAAUUUAAGCCAGAUGAAGAAGUUCAAAGGGUUUGAGUAAUUAAGAUACAAAGACUGAAGAAAUUUCACAGCAGUUAUUAAUGUAUAUAAACAUAAAUAUUUCCCCUGCAAAGUUGAGGAAGAAAUGAUACAUUUGAAUUAACAUCAAGGCUGAUAUUUCUUUUAGAAAUGUUAGAGUAAUUCUGUUUUGUGUCUUAUGUGAAAAUUUUCACUGUAGAACUGUUUUAAUUGCCAAGACUGCACAGAAGUACAAUGCUAAUGUAUAUGGUUGCAGUUCGUAUAAAUUAUAAAGAGAAAAAAGCAUCUGUUAUAAGAAAAAAAAAAAAGGAGGAAAAAAAAAAAGAG
Molecule: messenger RNA, 3317 nt
Organism: Apaloderma vittatum (bar-tailed trogon)
Lineage: Eukaryota; Metazoa; Chordata; Aves; Trogoniformes; Trogonidae
Gene: PRP4K
Product: pre-mRNA processing factor 4B
Exons: 14
Biological process (GO): peptidyl-serine phosphorylation; mRNA cis splicing, via spliceosome; peptidyl-threonine phosphorylation
Molecular function (GO): protein serine/threonine kinase activity; ATP binding
Source: RefSeq, a predicted model, not a curated record